Messenger RNA from Miscanthus lutarioriparius, 1119 nucleotides. Lineage: Eukaryota; Viridiplantae; Streptophyta; Magnoliopsida; Poales; Poaceae. The record is from the annotation of a GenBank genome assembly.
AUGGCCACGGCCGUCCGCCUGCAGCUGGUCUUCCGCCCCACUAAGCCAGCCGCUCCUUGCCAUCGUCGUCUCUCAUCAGCACCUCCGGCUUGGAGCCGGCGUCCUCCAGAUCCAAGAUCAAUUGUAGCAGCCGCAGCCGGCGGCGGGUCAUCGUCUCCAUCCUCCCGGUCCCGGCGGCCCCAGCAACUGCAAUCCUCCAGCACCGCCAUCCGCGAGAGCAAGCAGCAGGUGACGCUGAAGCUGACGUACCUGGAGAUCAACAGCUGGGUGUGGGAGGUGCAGCAGCAAGGCCAAGCCCAAGCCCCUGUGCGCAUCCUGGUGGAUCCCCUGGUCGUCGGCAACCUCGACUUCGGCGCGCCCUGGCUGUUCGACGGCGCCAAGAAGAAUCCCAAGGUGAAGGCCCUCGGGGUGGACGACCUGCUGGCGCCGGAGGCGAGGCCGGACCUGCUGCUCAUCACGCAGAGCCUGGACGACCACUGCCACGUCCGGACGCUGACGCAGCUGUCCGCCAGGGCGCCUGACCUGCCGGUGGUGACCACCCCCAACGCGCAGCCAGUGCUCGACUCCCUGCCCACGCCCUUCCGCCGUGUCACCUACCUCGACCCCGGCCAGUCCACCGUCGUCAACCAGCAGGUCCGGGUGCUGGCCACCGCAGGCCCCGUCCUGGGGCCGCCGUGGCAGCGCCCCGAGAACGGCUACAUCCUCAUGGCCGCCGCAGGUGCAGGUGCAGGUGAUGGUGAUGAGAGCGGCCCCGGCCUCCUCUACUACGAGCCGCACUGCGUCUACGACAGGUCCUUCCUGGAGGACAAGCGGCUGCGGGCGGACGUCGUCAUCACGCCGGUGGUGAAGCAGCUCCUUCCAGCCAACUUCACCCUCGUCUCCGGCCAGGAGGACGCCGUCGACCUGGCCAGGCUGCUGCGAGCCAGAUACGUGGUACCCAUGAGCAACGGCGACGUCGACGCCGGCGGACUCCUGGCAACCGUGCUCACCAAACAGGGGACGACGCAGUCCUUCCAGGCCUUGCUGUCGGAGGCGCUUCCCCAGGCGCAGGUCCUCGAACCCACGCCCGGCGUGCCGCUCCAAGUCCAACUGCAGCUGGACGACAUCAUAGAUGGAUGA